This is a messenger RNA of Staurois parvus, 381 nucleotides long. NCBI's taxonomy places the organism in Eukaryota, Metazoa, Chordata, Amphibia, Anura, Ranidae. The record is from the annotation of a GenBank genome assembly.
UGUGCUGUGUCCCUCGGACACAGCGGAUCACCGAUCAACGGAAAGAGCCGAAGAUGUCGGCUCGGUCAUGUGAUCAGCUGUGUCUAAUCACAGCUGAUGGCAUGGGACAUGUACACUGAUCAUCAGGGCACUGAUGAUAAGUGUGCCCUGAUGAUCUGUGUAGCCCCAGCAGUCCCAGCUGUCAGUGUCCAUCAGUGCCAGCUGUCAGUGUCCAUCAAUGCCAGCUGUCAGUGCUCAUCCAUGCCACCUGCCAGUGCCCAUCAGUGCCACAUAAAUGCCAUAUAUCAGUGCCUACUAGUCCACAUCAAUGCCACAUAUCAGUGCCCAUCUGAGCUGCCUUUCAGUGUCACCCAUCAGUGCCACCUAUCAAUGCCAGUCAGU